Ceraceosorus guamensis is the source of this 1047-nucleotide messenger RNA. RefSeq lists its product as hypothetical. The transcript has a single exon. The record is from RefSeq and is a predicted model, not a curated record. Bases 313 to 894 code for a protein of 193 amino acids. Lineage: Eukaryota; Fungi; Basidiomycota; Exobasidiomycetes; Ceraceosorales; Ceraceosoraceae.
CUGAGAGCGCUUGCUCGUCACUCGCGGCCUCAGGGCAACUUGAUGGCGAACGGCCUGUAGCUCUGAGGAUGAAGCAGUGGGCACAGAGAGCAGAAGCGCGGCGAAGCCCCCAAGCGUGAAGAUCGUGCGGAGAAUGAAGAGGUGUGGGAGCGACGAUUUCGAGCGGAUGAGCUGCGUAUCGAGCAAGAGCGAGAUGGAUGGCUGGUGUAGUGAUGCCGAUACGAUGACGCCUCGUUCGAUCGUGACUAGGGAGCUCGCGAGUCGUGAGUGAGGGAGGGCAUACAGUUGUGAAUCUGCUCAAUUCAAUCGUGAAUGCCAAGUCAAGGUCAAUUUGCUUGCCUGCCUAGGCUCUUGCCUUCUCCCAGCAUACACAUACAUCAGCAAGGCCGUCGCCACGGCCAUCAGGGUUUUCGGCGCGCAAGUGUUGUGCAUCUCGUCUCGUCUCGCUCGAAAACCCUCUCUCCCUCUCCCUUAAUUGAAACACACCCGCGACUCUGCUGUGCGGCAAACUCGCGUGUUUGCGCGCGUCUAGGCGGGGCCAGGAUCGAGAUCCAAUUGAGUACGUAUGACGACCGACACCGCUACAGCACAGCACAGCACAGCACAGCAAGCAGCGGAGCAGCUGGCCAGCAGCCAGCAGCAGCAGUCACAGUCACACAACAGCCCAAAAGUUGGGCACGCGCGCACCGACGGAGGCCGCUUAAUUGUUCUGCUGUCGCGGCAGCGCGGCCUCAUCGCAGCAUUGGCACCAUGCGCAUGCAGCAGAAGCAAAAUGCAUGUGAUGCGCAUCAGCAGCAGCAGCAGCAGCAGCAGCAGCAGUCAUGCUUGUCCGCGCCUCUUUUGCUGUCAGCAGUCUGUCCGCGCGUCUGCCAUCUGCUUGCCAUUCCUCUUUGACGCUUUGUGGCCAGCAUGCGCAAGCGCAAGCGCAUUCAUUAUAUACAAACGUGUAAGAUUCCUCGCGCGUCUCCGAGCUGUGUACCAGCAGCUAGCCAGCGGUGCUCGUGCUUCCCUCCAAUAUAUAUAUCCCUCGACUCUCUUUUAAUUGCU